Messenger RNA from Mycena citricolor, 336 nucleotides. NCBI's taxonomy places the organism in Eukaryota, Fungi, Basidiomycota, Agaricomycetes, Agaricales, Mycenaceae. The record is from the annotation of a GenBank genome assembly.
AUGGGCCUGGACUCGGGGAAAACAUAUGGGGUCAAAGCACUGCUCGAUAGUGGUUAUAGCACCUGUUGUAUCAAUACCAACUACGCACGAGCGGAGAAAUUGGACAUCCAAGAGCUUCCACAACCUAUUGUGGCUCAUGAUGCCAAUAACACCGAAAACAUCAGCGGUCGGAUCACGCAUUACUUCAACCUGAGGAUGAGAAUUGGUCCUCAUGUGGAAACACGCACAUUUCUCCUGAUGUGUCUAGGAAAAGCCUGGAUCUUCAUUGGUCUUGAUUGGCUGACAGAACACAACCCUGAGGUGGAUUGGCAGGAGCAGACAAUGAGAUUCAGCUGA